Molecule: messenger RNA, 1519 nt
Organism: Zingiber officinale
Lineage: Eukaryota; Viridiplantae; Streptophyta; Magnoliopsida; Zingiberales; Zingiberaceae
Product: flap endonuclease 1
Exons: 15
Coding region: 222-1214 (330 amino acids)
Molecular function (GO): 5'-3' exonuclease activity; 5'-flap endonuclease activity; DNA binding
Source: RefSeq, a predicted model, not a curated record
UCAUUUGGAGUUGGCAUCGCACUCAAACUGCUUAGUCUGCUAGGGUUCCGUUCGAUUUGGACCUUCGGAUUGAAAGGGGAGGAAGGGCAGGGGUUGAAGAUCACAAGAGACCAGAACGAGGCGGGAAAGGCCCAAAGAUAGCAACUCUUCUUUCCCAUUUUCACCAUCUCCAUCGCCGUCUCCUCCGUGAGCUACACCCAAGCCUCUCCCUCGAGAUCGCCAUGGGGAUAAAGGGUUUGACGAAGCUCCUUGCGGACCACGCUCCCAAAGCUAUGAAGGAACAGAAGUUUGAGAGUUAUUUCGGCCGGAAGAUUGCAAUUGACGCUAGCAUGAGCGUGUACCAGUUCCUUAUUGUUGUCGGAAGAACUGGCAUGAACACUCUCACUAACCAGACUGGUGAAGUUACACGUCAUUUGCAAGGGAUGUUCAAUCGAACUAUCAGAUUAUUAGAAGCAGGUAUCGAGCCAGUAUAUGUAUUUGACGGUCAACCUCCAGAGCUGAAGAAACAAGAAUUUGCCAAAAGAUAUUCAAAGAGGGAAGAUGCAACUAACGAUCUGAACACAGCAAUUGAGAUUAGUGAUCUGGAGGGAAUUGAAAAGCACAGCAAAAGGACUGUCAAGGUAACCAAGCAACAUCAUGAAGAUUGUAAACGUCUCUUAAGACUGAUGGGUGUGCCUACUAUUGAGGCACCGUGUGAAGCAGAAGCUCAAUGCACAGCUCUUUGCAAAAGUGACAAGGUGUUUGCGGUUGCCUCAGAAGACAUGGAUACUUUAACUUUUGGGGCACCGAGGUUUCUCCGUUAUUUAAUGGAUCCUAGUUCCAGAAAAAUCCCUGUGAUGGAAUUUGAAGUUUCAAAGGUUCUUGAAGAGCUAAGACUCACUAUGGAUCAGUUCAUUGAUUUGUGUAUUCUCUCUGGAUGUGAUUAUUGUGAUAGCAUUAAAGGCAUUGGAGGACAAACUGCUUUGAAGCUCAUCCGUCAGCAUAGUUGCAUAGAGCAUAUCUUGGAGAACAUAAACAAAGAAAGAUAUAAAAUUCCUGAAGAGUGGCCGUAUCAAGAAACUCGACGUUUGUUCAAAGAACCAAAUGUGACCAUGGACGUUCCAGAACUAAAGUGGAUAGCUCCAGAUGAGGAGGGUCUUCUGAGCUUUCUGGUGAAUGAAAAUGGAUUCAACAGUGAUCGAGUUGCUAAGCUCCUAAAAUUUUCUAGGCAAUAGAAAAAAUUAAAUCGGCCAAGAACAAAUCUUCCCAGGGCCGGUAGGAUCUUUUGCUAUCUUGUCUGAACUGUGUUGCUUAUGAUCAAUGUAAUCAUUUUGCUCUUUCAUAUGAUUAGAAUGAAAAUUUUGCUUGUAUUGGUCAUCUAUGAUCUUUUCUAUGAUAGGUGGUCAAGAUAUACAUAGAGAGAGAGAGGAUACUUGUGGCUAGAUAAUAUUUGUUUAGUGUCAUUUUAUUAUUAUUUUUUGUUGCCUUGUAUUGUAACCAUUCUAAAGUUUAACCAAGAUGAAACAUUUUAAGAGUUAAA